AUGCGACACCUCCAAACACGGCUGGAAGGGAUUGUGUGUGAAUGUGGAGUGAAAAUGGAGGAGAUGAAAUUAUCCAAGGAAGUUGAAGAAGGGGAGAUCGAUGAAUUUACUAAACAGAGACGGUUACUGUACCUUCAGGUCUGCGAAGUCGAAAGGAUGUGCGACGAGCGAGCAAGAGAGGAUUCAAGAGGAGAGUGCACUGCCGUUGUUGACUUGACUAUGCAGAUCAGAAAGAAGAUCAACGACAUCGAAAAGGUGUUUGACAAGAUGAGAAACGUGUACCACCAAUACGCACAAGAACAACUGAAGAAAAACAACAAAAACGACGAGAAAAUGCUUCAGUACCGGCUCUCCCUCAAAAGUGCGGAGGAUGAAAUUGCAACAAUGAGAACGAUCGCGCUGAGAGGGAAAAAGGUCAAUGACACAUUUCAUGUUUCUGGGCUCGACGCGUAUCACAUGGGAAAAUUGCCACAAAGCGAAGACAAAAAGAUGCGAAAAGUCGAGGAAAAAGACUUAGAAAUUGAUAACAAAUUAGACGCUGUGCAUGUUGGACUGAAAGAACUCAGAGAAGUCGCGGAUGGGAUGAAUGAGAGAGUCGACGACCAAGAGCUCAAAAUUGGACUGCUGCAGACGAAAAUUGAUGAUCGCAAUGAAGAUUUUGAAAAGAAGGAUAUCAAAUUGAAGAGAAUUCUCUCUCACAUCUACGGACCAGACAAAACGUGUUUUGCGGUCAUGCUGAUCUUUGUCAUUUUUGGGAUUGUUUCAACGUUUGGGAUGCUCUUUUUGGUGAGGUAG
Entamoeba invadens IP1 is the source of this 795-nucleotide messenger RNA. RefSeq lists its product as hypothetical. The transcript has a single exon. Lineage: Eukaryota; Evosea; Mastigamoebida; Endamoebidae. Bases 1 to 795 code for a protein of 264 amino acids. The record is from RefSeq and is a predicted model, not a curated record.